Aplysia californica (California sea hare) is the source of this 2065-nucleotide messenger RNA. Its product is annotated as solute carrier family 28 member 3-like. NCBI's taxonomy places the organism in Eukaryota, Metazoa, Mollusca, Gastropoda, Aplysiida, Aplysiidae. Gene Ontology annotation, cellular component: membrane. Gene Ontology annotation, molecular function: nucleoside:sodium symporter activity. The record is from RefSeq and is a predicted model, not a curated record. Gene Ontology annotation, biological process: nucleoside transmembrane transport. Bases 1 to 1890 code for a protein of 629 amino acids. The transcript has 11 exons.
AUGAUGCCUUUAACAACGAACUCUUCAAAGAACGCUCCCAUCCCAGGACCAAAUGAUUCUGGAGUUAGCAUACGGCUUGCUGAUGUUUCCACACCCAACAACAGUGAAUGCGAUGAAAUGGAGAAGCUGAGCUCAGAGGACUAUGAGAAAUCGGACAUGACAAUUGACAUUGAAGAUGACAAGCUGGCUGCCGUUGAUGAGGAUGAGGAUGCAGAUUCCAGUCAGGCAGUACCAGUCAUUGGUACUCUGAGCGAUUGCUGUGGAUGCAAGUUGAAAUGGAUAGUGCUUGCAAUCCUGUGCAUGGCAUAUGCAGGUUACUUUAUCUGGGCGUUGGUCGUUGCUGCCAUCCACAAAUGCGAUGAGGACCAUGAUGUUGUGCCCCUCAUCUGUCUCACAGUUGCUGCUCUGCUCAUUGUCAUCAUAACAUUUGUAAAGAAAAAGUUUUCAGAUAGCAUCAAACAGUCAGUUCUUGUACCUCUGAACAAAAGUAUCAGUAACCACUGGCACAUUUUGAAAUGUGCUUGCUUUGUGACUUGCCUGAAUCUAUACCUGAUACCAUACAAAUGUUGUUUCAGGAUCCUUGCAAUUGCACCUAUUUUGGGCAUUCUUGCAAUCAUCAUCGUGUCAGCUGUUCAAAGACCAUCAAAUCUCAUUUCUCUCAUUGGCUGGAUGUUUUUAGUAUGCGCCAUGAUCCUCUGCUCAAGAGCUCCAAGAAAGGUGAAAUGGAGGCCCGUUGUUGGUGGCUUCGCACUGCAGUUUUACUUUGCCACUCUGAUAUUGAAAUGGGACAAAGGUUACGACAUAUUUAAUGGUAUUGGAAACGGAUUCACAACGUUUCUCAGAUACAGCGAAUAUGGAGCAACUUUUGUGUUUGGCAAUCUGGAUGAUCACUUCUUUGCCUUUAAGGUUCUUCCAGUAAUAAUUUUCUUCAGCUGCGUAAUUACAAUGCUUUACCACCUCCGUGUUAUGCAAGUCAUCAUCGGUAAAAUUGCCUUUGUCAUGAGAGUUACCUUGGGCACCACAGCUGCUGAGUCUUUGUGUGCUGCAGGGAACAUCUUUGUAGGACAGACUGAGGCACCAAUAAUGGUUCGUCCAUUUUUGGCUCUCAUGACACGUUCUGAACUCCAUGCUGUCAUGGUUGGAGGGUUUGGCACCAUAGCCGGUGCUAUAGUUGCAGCUUAUAUUAUGAAAGGGGUACCAGCAACUCAUCUACUGACAGCUUGCGUCAUGAAUGCACCUACAGCCCUUGCUGUUUCAAAAAUACUGUAUCCUGAGUUAGGCCGCAGCAAAAUUGCAAAAAUGAAGGAGGCAAUCGAGCAAAAGAAUGUCUACAACAAUGUGAUUGAAGCGGCUGCUGCAGGUGCGUCUGCUGCCAUUUCUCUGGUAGCCAACGUUGGGGCUAACCUCAUAGCCUUUGUGGGCCUCCUAUACUUCGUCAACGAUGCUAUUUCAUGGCUCGGAAGCUUUGUGUGCCACCCUGAACUAAGCUUUGAGGUGAUCUGUUCCUAUGUGCUGAUGCCCUUGGCUUACAUCAUGGGUGUGGAGUGGGAAGAUGCUGGAACUGUUGCCGAGUUGCUUGGAAUCAAGACUUUCCUCAACGAGUUUAUUGCAUAUGACAAACUGUCAAGUUUUAUUGACAAUCGGGUUUUAUGUCGUGGCGGAACAGUAAUUUCUGUUCGCUCAGAGAUUAUAGCCACCUACGCUCUGUGUGGGUUUGCUAAUUUAAGUUCCAUUGGUAUCCAACUUGGAGGUCUGGGCCCUAUGGCUCCUAACCGGCUGGGAGACCUGGCUCAGCUGGCAGUAACUGCUCUGCUUGGUGGCAUCGUCACAAACCUGCUGACUGCAUGUGUGGCUGGUGAGUGCACUAAUAGAAAUAUGGGAAGUUCCUAAUUUGACUUGGAUAUUUAUGAUACAUGGUUAAGACUAUUAAAUGUAGUUUCAAAUCACAUUCUACUUCGAAAAGAUUUGAACACUUGAACUUAGCCCACAUGAAUCAUAAAUGUUUAAUUAACAAAUGGCGAGAAACUCGACAUUUAAUAUAACGUGCAUAAUCGAUAAGAAACAA